AGAGCUCUAUACACUCUUUCUGGGAGAUAGGUAUUCUUCAGCAUAUUCUAAAGGAAUAAGACCAUCAUGAUCUUGGUGAUAAUACUCUUCACCACUGCAAUCUUCCUGGUUCUGGGGGUCAGUGUAUGGGUUCUCAUAAAAGAGAUCUUCACUGUACGUGUUCCUCCUCCCAUCCGCCAACGAGUGAAAUUUCACAUUCUACACUACUUCUUCCAGUUGACAAUAGCAUUGGGGAAUGUACUGGAGAAGAUGAAACUUUGUUCCAUGCCCCGGUUUUUUUGCUUUUUGCAAGACCUCUUGGUGUCAAAAAAUAACUUUGGUGUGUUGGUGAAGAACUUGCAUUUUGGUACAAUCCCUGUGAGGUUGUUUCAACCCAAGACAACCUCCUCUGGCCCCCGGAGAGGCAUCAUCUUCUACCAUGGAGGAGGUUGUAUGUUUGGUGGCCUGGAUUGUUACCACAACUUAUGCAGUUACCUGGCCUCAGAGACAGAUUCAGUACUACUAUCAGUGGGGUACCGUAAGCUUCCUGACCAUCAUCACCCUAUUGUUUACCAGGAUUGCCUGAAUGCCACCAUCCACUUCUUGAAAGAACUGAAAACUUAUGGGAUAGACCCUGAACAGGUGGUGAUUAGUGGAGAAAGCAUUGGAGCUGGGGCUGCAGCUAUUAUUGCCCAGGCAUUAUUGGACAGAAAAGAUCUUCCGAAGUUUCGGGCUCAAGUCCUGAUUAAUCCAGUCAUUCAGGGGAUCAAUUUCCAGUUGCCAUCUUACCAGCAGUAUCCAAAUGCCCCAUUUCUAUCUAGGAAAUUUUUGGUGACUUGUGUAUGUAAGUAUUUGGCCAUUGACCUGUCCUGGAUGGAUGACAUGUUGAAAGGUACUUUUAUACCUCCAGACAACUGGAAAAAGUAUAAGAAAUGGCUCAGCUCUGACAACAUCCCCCAAAGAUUCAAGAGCCAAGGCCCACAACCUGAGUCUCCUGGGCCUUUUAAUGAGGCCGCUUAUUUAGAAAUUAAUCAUAUUUUCAAUUUAGAAGUGUCACCUCUACUGGCAGAUGACAAGACCAUUGCUCAGCUUCCUGAAACCCUCCUGGUGAGCAAUGAAUAUGAUGUCCUCCGUGAUGACUCUAUACUCUACAAGAAACGAUUGGAAGACCAGGGGGUUCCUGUGACUUGGUGCCAUUUAGAAGAUGGAUUUCAUGGAUGCAUUAUGCUAUUUGAUAAGAAAGCUUUAUCUUUUCCUUGUUCUCAUAAGGCUAUGAGUUCUACAGUCAGUUUCAUAAAGGGCAUAAAGAGAUCUCAAAAUUGAAGUCAGUAGUUAAAUAAUUAAAUGCUUUAGUAUGGUAAAUGAGAAACCCUAAAGAAACAAGUAAACAAGCAGAUUGAAAACAAGCAGAAUGGGGUUGGGGAUUUAGCUCAGUGGUAGAGCGCUUACCUAGCAAGCGCAAGGCCCUGGGUUCAGUCCCCAGCUCUGAAAAAAAGAAAAAAGAAAAAAAGAAAACAAGUAGAAUGGAAAAACAGAAAACAAAAACAAAACCUAUAAAAAAUAAAAAAAUAGAAAAAAUAUAUGUGACAAUAACAUCAUAAGUAGGACAAGCCAAGGAUGACCUCUGACAUCAGCAAAGGGCCUUGCUGAGUACCUCAUUUCAUAAGGCCAUAAGGGUGAGACAUGAGACACAGUUGAGAGCCUCCUGUGUGCGUAGGUUCUCACCAUGUCUGUUUUCUUCCUUCAAUGGCAAUGUUCAGUGAUGCAUCUAGCAGAACUCUAUCACAGUCAUUAGAGAAUAAACAUCAUGGGAUUUCCUAGAGAUAUUAUAUUAUAGCCCUGUGCCAAAUUGAUGCCACCAACCUGUCACAUGAUCACUGAUGAAUGAAUCUAUAUCUGUGAUGAUAAAGCAUUGUAGGGGCCCCACUCCUGACAGAUGAAGUCAAAAUCACCGGUUAACUCCCAAUUCACAUUUUCUCUUUCUGUCCUGAAAAUCUUUGAGAGAAACUCUGUAGACCCAUUUAUCCUUAGCAUGGAUUAUAGGAAAAUUUCAUAAGCAUUUUGUAGGAAAGAGAGUCAGAGAAUGGGGAAGAAGGGGAAUGGAAGGAAAGAGUGAACUCCAAGAAGCACCAAGCUUUGCCUGAACUCAAAUCUUUAAUUUGAGAGAAGACUCUCAUCGGUCAGGAGGCAUGCUCUCAAAUCAAGACUCUCUUGUGAAUAUCUGAGACCAGCUGGAAUAUGAAAAGUGUUACACUGGAGCAAUAGAAAGGACAACCUGUGAGCAAGACCUCACCCAUUGAAGGUACCAUCUUGUGGGCAUCCUAAUUCAUUCAAAGGAAUGGGUUCCCUAUCCUUUAAAGCAAAUGUCUAGGAAAGUGUUUCCUUGGGGUUUACACACAGAACCUGAUAUAUGAUACUGUGAUCCAAGAGAACUGGGAUACAUCUUAAGUUGUCCUAAAUGUUAUCCCUAUGGUACUGGAUUUGAAGGCAUAAAAAAUGCAAGAUUGGAGGGGGUCAUGGAAAGUCAAUGAGGCUUACUACAGUGUGGCAGGAUCAGAGUUCCUGCAGAGGGACUCUAAGAGGUCAUUGAAUUAAGCUGCAAAGAUGAAGUCUCAAUUACAAUAGUGACCUCAUGACAUUGGGAAUUCCAGAACUACGAGAUGUCCACCAAGACUAGCUUCAGUUGUGGAGCAGAAAGUCUAAGGGAGAAAUUGAAUGUGGUACAAGUGGCAGAUGAAGCCCUUUGUAAUCAAAUAUUACAUUAUGAGUCCCAAAUACAUUGGAGCUGCAAGAUUUCAUAUUAUUUCAGCUGGAUUUUGGUUUUGCUUUGGUGUGAUUACUUCAUUGCUAUAACCUGUUCAUCCAUUUUGGAGUAAAAAUAUUGCAUGCUACUGUAUAAGUUAAGAAUAUUUGAUGUACAAACACUUUCAUGAGCUGCUACAGUCUAUACUACUAAGGUACUCACAGACAACUGCUGAUAUUAAAAAGAAAACCAUCACAUUUCUUUGAAAUCCCUCUCACCAGACCCAGAGCUCCCCUGACAAAUGACAACAUACAUCUUAUCUAAUGAAAAAAUACUUUCCUACAAAAGCUACUGGUUACAUUUAGAGAAGUGAACACUAUUAUUAUGGACAAAUACCAAAUUAAUGACAUGGGAAGUACAAAAAGAAAAAAUAUUUGAUGUAAAAAUAAAUGUUUUUAAUUUUAUAGGAGCUCACAGUUAAGAGAUUUUGGAAUUUUAGAGAUAAUUUGGAUCAUUAAACUUGGACUAUAUUUUAUAUUGUGGGGAAAAAACACUGAGACCAAUGAAUAGAAGCUAGAGGCUAAAAGUAAUUAUCUGUGUGCCAUGUUGUCAAGGGGUAAAGCAUGAUAGUUAGCUUUAGUUACCAACACGACAUAAGUUAGAAUCACAUAUGAAGAAAGUCUCAAUGAGAUAUUGCCUAUAUUGAGUUGACCUAUGGAGAUGUCUGCGGGAGGUUAUCCUGAGCUAAUUGAUCUGCAAAGACCCAGGCUACUGUGGGUAGCACCAAUCCCUAGGUAGAAAGUCUUUAAAUGAGCAGAACACAAGUAAAAACAAGCAUGCAUGUAUUUAUUUCUCUAUGCUCUUGACUAUGGGUGUGAUUUGACUAGCUAUUUGAGUUCUUGACUUUCCACAAUGGAGAACUAUAACCUAGAAUUCCAGUGGAAAUAAACCAAAUUUUACCUUGCUACUUUUUGUUAGGAUAUUUCAUGAUAGCAAAAGAAGUGAAAGAUUCUUAAUCUCUGUUGCCUACAGUACAUAUAGGCUCUUUACUGGUUUGGAUUCACUCUUUUUUUGCAGCACUUUUUGCAGACAUCACAAGUCCUGGUGUCACUAACAUCCUGGAGUUUUCUUCAGUAGAUGAACUGUCAACAGGAUACAAUUGUCAUCACAGUUCACUUCCUUUUGAGAUGGUUGUCUAAAUGUCAAAUUCAAUUAUUUUGUUGCUGUUAAGUUUCUUACCCUGCCAGGGACUACCUCGGGUGCGGUCUUCUUUCUUGUCCAUUCCUUUUGAGGCAGCAGAGGGGGAAGAGCAUCGGUACAGAAUGAGACUUUGUCUUAUAAAAUAUUUAGGGUUGCUAUAUAAUAAUAAAAAGUGUACUUA
Molecule: messenger RNA, 4103 nt
Organism: Rattus norvegicus (Norway rat)
Lineage: Eukaryota; Metazoa; Chordata; Mammalia; Rodentia; Muridae
Gene: Aadacl4fm2
Product: AADACL4 family member 2
Molecular function (GO): hydrolase activity
Source: RefSeq, a predicted model, not a curated record